Messenger RNA from Vitis vinifera (wine grape), 1458 nucleotides. RefSeq lists its product as uncharacterized. NCBI's taxonomy places the organism in Eukaryota, Viridiplantae, Streptophyta, Magnoliopsida, Vitales, Vitaceae. Bases 528 to 1316 code for a protein of 262 amino acids. The transcript has a single exon. The record is from RefSeq and is a predicted model, not a curated record.
UACUUUCUAAGUUUCAUCUGUAUCAGUAUCAGUAACGCUUUGCAUAGCCAAAAAAAUCUGGCAACACGCCUAUUUAUAUAGGUGAGAGAAAGAGGUGGCAGUGGGGGGAGAAGUGAGAACGGUCCAGCCAAAUCCAAUCUACAUGCGGACCGUGAUCAUACGGGUGGCUGCCGCCAAAGUAUUUAUGCCGCAUUUUCUAAAGCAAAAGCUUUGCAUACAUAGAAGAUCCUUUUUUUUUUUCUAGCCUUUCGGUGCUUGAAUUCAAUUCCUCUCCCUCUUUCUUUUCCUUUUGCCUCUUCUUUUCCUGAUCACUCUUAGAAUAAUGGAAUCUGAGUGUUUCAAUUCUGCAUCAAUUCCCACCAGAUGUUAUUAUCGACAUUGGAGGAAUCUCUAAGCUCGCACAGUAAAGGAAAAAAAAAAAAGGCAAAGCCUGCUGUUUCUUACCUUUUCUUCCAAACGUUCUAUUAUUGAGUUUGAAUCUCCAAUUUUGGUCUUGAUUUCUUGCCUCUCUUCAGGCAAUUUCCGCAAUGGCCAUUGAUGUCUGUUCUGAGAUCUCCAGCGUUGGGAUCAGUCCCAGAAUCUCGUUCUCUCAUGAUCUCAACCAAAACGACGUCGUGCCAAUCGACCACUAUCAUCGCCGAUUGGAUGCCUCUCUUCUGGAUUCCGCCUCCGAUUUCGAUUUCUGCAUCGGUGAUAGCGUCGUGCAAGAGCCUUCCACCGCCGAUGAGCUUUUCUCCGAUGGUAAGAUCCUUCCAGUUGAAAUUAAGAAGAAGCUCGUUACAAUGGAGCAACUCCGGCAAGUUGAGGCCGUUCAGUCGCGUCCUCAGCGUCCUCUUCCUCCUCCUACGACGGAGACCGCCAAGAAGAUGAGAUUAAAAGAAUUCUUAUCCGUAGGUUUUGAUGAAGAAGAGAAGCCUGCAUCCAAGUCCUUCUGGCAGUUCAGACGAAGCAGUAGUCUCAAUUGUGACACCAGUCGGAACAGGAGCUUAAUUCGGUCGUUACAGUUUCUGUCGCGAAGCAAUUCGACCGGUUCAGUACCGAAUCCAAAACAAACAAUGCUUCAGAAGGAAAAUCAGAGGCAAAACUCUCAGAAGCAACCUCCUUCCAGGUCGCCAUUGUCGUCUUCCACUACAUAUUAUUCUUAUCCUUCCUCUCAGAAGCCUCCGCAGAAGAAGAAUUUCAGAUCUUACGGCGAUGGUGUACGAAUUAGUCCUGUCCUGAAUCUUCCACCUCCAUACAUUUCCAGAGCAACUGUGGGUCUGUUUGGAUUUGGUUCACUAUUCUGUAAUGGCAAGGAUAAAAAGAAGAAGAAAUGAUUUAAAUUAUGUUUUCCGUCGUGCGUGAAUCUUCAAGUACAGAUCUCAUGGUUUCAGCUUCAUGUGUAUAUGGCUAGUGAAUUAUUAUGUUAUCAAACUCUGUAUGCCUGAAAUUUCAAAGUGAGGUGAAAGUUUUCAGAAA